AUGCGAAAUAGAGCCCUAAAGAACCCGACCUUCCCCAUCCACCCUCUCGUCAUAUACCGCCCUGGACACGGCAUUCUCGAACCGAACUUGGCACAGUUUCCUCGAAACGCAAAUGAGUUUUAUGCUCUGAGGAACCCCGAGACUAAUUGGCAUCGGCUUAUGCUGACGUAUCUGGCCGAUUUCUACGACGUUCGUCUUCGAAGUGCGGGCAGCUCGUCUGACGUGGAUAGCAGCAGCGACGAUGAUAAAGAUGAAAUCAUUCUCGGCCACCCUGACCUUGUGGUGGAGAGGUUGGAGGACGUACUUGGCUUGAAUGAAGACAAGAUCAAAAAUUGCAAGGAAAGAGCGGCUCUGUUGGCAUUGCGAGCGCCCUCCCAACCCAUCAAGCGGUCGCAAAUCCGUUUCCCGAAAGCGGGGCCUUUCAUGGCUAACGACGACCGAGACUCGAGUCACGCCUCGCCGAUGCCUAUGACCAAGUCUCGCAAUUUCACGAUCCUUUUGGCCCCGAAGGUACGAAGAGCGUGUCUUCAGAAGGCCUCACUCAUCCCAGGCUUGGAAUGGAGAACACGCUCGACUCCAUCGUCACAACGAGAACGAAUACGUCUAUGUCCGGAGGAUGUCGUUGUCAUACCCAGGCUGUCAGAGCCUGAGGGGAAGUCACGAAAGUCUGCAUCUUUGGAUAGUGAACCUGACGCCACGGACGCGGAUAACCAGACACAUGCAUUUACCGAGUAA
This is a messenger RNA of Colletotrichum orchidophilum, 735 nucleotides long. RefSeq lists its product as uncharacterized. NCBI's taxonomy places the organism in Eukaryota, Fungi, Ascomycota, Sordariomycetes, Glomerellales, Glomerellaceae. The transcript has a single exon. The coding region runs from base 1 to 735 and encodes 244 amino acids. The record is from RefSeq and is a predicted model, not a curated record.